This is a messenger RNA of Dermacentor silvarum, 1479 nucleotides long. RefSeq lists its product as uncharacterized. The coding region runs from base 119 to 1234 and encodes 371 amino acids. Lineage: Eukaryota; Metazoa; Arthropoda; Arachnida; Ixodida; Ixodidae. Gene Ontology annotation, molecular function: zinc ion binding; nucleic acid binding. The transcript is spliced from 3 exons. The record is from RefSeq and is a predicted model, not a curated record.
CGUGUCACAGCUGCCUUCUUGUUACCAAGCUACAACAACUGGCGACGAGGAUGCUGAAACGAAUCUACGAUGGGAAGGGGCGGAUCCCGUGAAGAACUGAGGCAGGGCAGAGCACGGCAUGGCCAAGAUGUGGGAAUUCGACGCAUUCCUGGAGGACGGCGAUGAAGACUUCGCUUCGUACGUGGAAAGAUUCGAGCACUACUGCGAAGUAGCCAACGUACAAGAGGAGAAGCUUAAGAAGUCGGCCUUCAUAACGGCCAUUGGCAAGAAUGCGUACAAGACGCUCAAGGAUUUGCUUCUACCGGCGACCCCUGCGGAGAAGAGUUUCGAAGACCUGGUCAAGGUACUGAGUGACCAUUACGAGCCUGCAAGCCGAAUCAUCGCAGAGCGAUUCAGAUUCAACAGGCGGUACCAAGCGGAAGGUGAGACAGUAGCGACGUUUGCAGUUGCACUGAAACACUUGGCCGCUAAAUGCAAGUACGGCACAUUCCUUGACGACGCACUACGCGACCGAUUCGUCGCUGGACUGCGAAACCCUGCCAUUCAGACGGGUCUACUAAAAAAGGAGCUGUCGUUUGAAUCUGCUUGCGACUUUGCCAAAAGCGUUGAAAUGGCGGAACAGGAGUCGAGGGGGUUUCGACCUGGCAGUGGAACGGAAGCCGAUGUCCAUGCGAUAAGGAAGACAGGCAGGAAAGCGGCAUUUGUGGGCAAGCCAGGCAAGCAAUACGAGGCAACCAAGACAAAGUGUCACCGUUGCGGGCAAGAGCAUGACGCUAGUUCUUGUCGUUAUCGGAAAGCAAGGUGCUACAGCUGCAAACGCACGGGUCACUUGGCUCGAGUAUGCGGACAACGCCCGCCGGGUGCGGGAAAAAUUCACGCCGUUGCCGACCAGCAAGAAGAUAAUGAGAUGAUGCUCUACGCUGUACAUCACGCCGGCCUUGCGAAGCAGCCGUAUCAGGUAGAACUUAUGCUCGGAAGGAAGCGCGUGCAGAUGCAAGUAGACACAGGAGCCGCUGUUUCUCUGAUAUCGGAAGACCUAUGGAAGCAGCUAGUGAAUCCUCCCCCGCUCACACCGUCUACGGUUAAGCUGAAGACUUACGGAGGAGCACCGCUGGAAGUGAAGGGGCAAGCCGAGGUUCCGGUCGAGUACAAAGGACAGCGCAAGAUUCUACCAGUAGUUGUGGUGCCAGGAAACAGCCAGCGCUACUUGGACGCGAUUGGAUUGAGAACCUAGACGUCGACUUGAAUGGCAUUCACACGGUGCAAGCGGAGCUUACGGCUGACAACCUUGUGAAAAGGUGCCGACUACAACGAAUGCCUGGCACGUGUAGAAGCAGUCCUGCAGCGCUUCGAGAAGCACGGCGUCAAAUUUUCCUCAGAUCCAAUGCUGUGCAACACGUCAAGACACCUCCGUACCAUCCGGCUUCGAAUGGGGCAGCAGAGAGGCUCGUCCAGACGGUAAAUAAGAACUUGGUACGC